Phialemonium atrogriseum is the source of this 1653-nucleotide messenger RNA. RefSeq lists its product as uncharacterized. The record is from RefSeq and is a predicted model, not a curated record. The coding region runs from base 206 to 1336 and encodes 376 amino acids. The transcript is spliced from 2 exons. NCBI's taxonomy places the organism in Eukaryota, Fungi, Ascomycota, Sordariomycetes, Cephalothecales, Cephalothecaceae.
AGACUGAUGACGCACCUCUCAUGAUUGGGCCGGGAGUCUGGAGUGUGUGUUUCGCACAACUGACCUCUCCCCACCCUUUCGACCACCUUCCACAACACCAUCCCUCCCUACAGUUUAUCCUUUCUUUCUUUCUCUCUACAAUUCGUCCCUAUUACCAGAUACCACUUACUUGAAGAAUCUCGUUUCCAGAUAUCCAGUCGGCAACAUGUUGCUGAAGCCGCUGACGCUUGCCGUCGCUGGCCUGGCGGUAGCCACCCAGGCUUUCCUGGUGCCUCCCGAGGUAUCCGAAUCCGAGGUCAAGGCAGCCAACGCCCUCCCCGUCGAAGCAUACGUCGUUCCCGACCACCAACUGCUCAACCUCACAUGUCCUGGCUGCCCUCUUGUGUUCAGAGGCAAGCAUGGCUUUGCCAAAAUCAAGACAGACAGGGUCAGUCACUUGGAGCUGGCGUUCGCCGUCGAUCAUGAGCUUGAUCACGACAGACUGUUCGUCAACAACUUCGAGCUCUAUCCAUCCUCAGACCCCUUCCGCUCCGCCCUAGGCGCAUCGCUUGUUCCAGAUGAUGUUGGUAGGAGGCACAAGAAGCAUCGCAAAACCCACAAGUCAUCUUCACCAUCUCGGCUAGGCUUCAGCCUUCAGGUCCACCACGUCGCUGAGAACAAGGAGCAAGGGUUGCAACUCAUCUCCCUCGAUCUCCAGAUCAUCGAGGUCGGGUCGAUGUUUGUGGAUGGCAUCCCGAACGUCCAUGUCAGGCUUGUCAAGGACUCCAAUGGAAGAUUGGCCAUCGGCAGUAUCGAGACGACAGAGUCACAGACACUCGGCUCCACGCCGGGAGGUAACCAGGGGGAGUGUACCACCCUGUUGUGCAAGUGGGUGACCAUUAUGAAGGACAAGCUUUCCCAUAUGAAAUCGGGCAAGAACUGCGCAGGAAAGAAGGCUGGUGCUGCUGAGGGAUCACAGCACGGCUAUCACGGGCAUCACAACCACCACGACAAUCAGAACAAUCACGACGCUCGCCCUGACGGGACCGAGCAACGGUAUCAUCGUCACAGUUGGGGGCUAUUGUUCAAGAGUAUCGCCGCCCAUAUUCUGCUUCCUGUUGCGGUUGGCAUCAUUGCCGGAGUCACCGUCAGCCUGAUUGGAAUGGUGGUUGGCACAUUCGUCGUGUCUAUUUUCCGGACCUUCUUCCGCCGCCCAAGUCGCCGCCGUGCUGGACGGGCUCUCCAUAAAGCCACUCGCAGCGAACCUGCCGUCGACGAGGAGAAGUCGGGCCUAAUGGUCAACCAGGAAGCUCCGCCGUCGUAUGAGGAGGAAGACGUCAACAAAUCCCAGGUCUGAUGAGAUCACGGGGCGCGGUUAUGUAUACAUAUGAGGGCAGUACAUGCGAGAGCGGGAAAAGAUUGCUCGAGUUCCGAAUCAUUAGAUACCAAAUUUGAACGCCGGAUGUUGUGUGUUGAUGCGCGGGCGUUUUUGAGGACUUUGACAGGCAUGAUGAGAGACGGAUUACUGGAUGGUUACGUUUCAUGUCGUUCCUUAUUCUCCUCUCGUGGUCUAUCCCAAUCACACUCCUUUGAAUUGAGGCUACCUAGGUAGUUAGGCAUCCAGAUGGAUGAAAGUGAUACACUCGAAAUAACCAAUAUGGAUGGUUGAUCCUC